Uncinocarpus reesii 1704 is the source of this 549-nucleotide messenger RNA. RefSeq lists its product as uncharacterized. Gene Ontology annotation, biological process: DNA damage tolerance; double-strand break repair via homologous recombination. Gene Ontology annotation, molecular function: ubiquitin-protein transferase activity. The coding region runs from base 1 to 549 and encodes 182 amino acids. NCBI's taxonomy places the organism in Eukaryota, Fungi, Ascomycota, Eurotiomycetes, Onygenales, Onygenaceae. The record is from RefSeq and is a predicted model, not a curated record. Gene Ontology annotation, cellular component: Smc5-Smc6 complex; nucleus. The transcript is spliced from 2 exons.
AUGCAUCAGACGGAUCAAACUAGAGUCUAUGCUCUCGUGAACGUGACCAGUGACCCUCUUAUGCAGCUUGCUACAACCUAUACCGCAGACGAAAUCGCAUAUGUCAAGCGGCUGUUGGAUGCCAUGUUCGAAACGAAUAACACGAUACGUGAGGAGGCUAUGGUGGUGUCCUCAAUGAAAGCUGUGCAAUUGGCGAAAGCGACGGGCAACAAUAGUCGACGGGAGUCUCAAAGUGCCACUCAAGCCGCGGCGUCGCAGCCUUUAACCAUGAGGGAGGCUGAGGAUAUGCUGAAACGGCUGGUUGAAGAAGGGUGGCUCGAAAAGAGCAGGAAGGGCAACUAUUCAUUAACACCACGUGCGUUGAUGGAGCUGAAGACGUGGCUUAUUGAAUCGUAUAAUGAUGAUGAGGACGGCGGCGAACUCGAUAAUGAGCAAAGGCAUGAUAAAAUCAAGACAUGCUUUGCGUGCAAGGAACUCAUCACGGCGAUUGCUUAUUCGAUUGCAGGGCCAACGGUGUUCUCAGCGCCAAUGCCCAGCACGUCUGCAUGA